CCCAUCGCAGCCCUCCGGGUGCCCACUUCGAAGUUUGAAGUUCGCCGGCAUGGCCAAAACCGCCUGGCUGCGCUGCCGGGUGCUGGAGGGGAAGGACCCGCCCGCCAAGGACCUGUCUGGCUCCAGAGAUCCCUACUACGUGGUCAAGGUGGUGGCCAGGACAGCCACGGUGUGGAAGAGCCUGAAUCCUUUUUGGGGUGAGGAAAUCACGCUGCUUCUGCCCCCUGGAUUCCACAGCCUCGCCAUCUACGUGCUGGAUGAAGACACCAUUGGGCAGGACGAUGUCAUUGGCAAGGUGUCACUCAGCCACCAGCAGAUCUCGGCCGAGCCGCGGGGCAUUGACAGCUGGCUCAGCCUGGCACCUGUGAGCCCCGACCAGGAGGUGCAGGGUGAGAUCCACCUGGAGCUGUGGGUCCCCGAGCAGGGCCACCCGCGGGUGCUGUGCUGCCACCUCAUCGAGGCCAGGGACCUGGCCCCCCGGGACGCCUCGGGCACCUCGGACCCUUUUGGCCGGGGGUCGUGCUGCGGGCACACGCUGGACACAGCCGUGGUGAAGAAAACGCCGUUCCCGCGCUGGGAUGAGGCUGAGUUCGAGCUGCCGGAGGGGGAGCUGGGAGAGGCUGUGCUGAGCGUGGAGCUUUGAUGGGACAUCGUGGGCAAGAACGACUUCCUCGGGCCGGUGAGGAGCUCGGGGCACACCCCAAUGGGGCUGGGGGCACCUCUGCAUCCCUGGUGUGGGGUCUGGGUGAGGCCCCCUCUGCCCACCCUGCCCUGCCCACAGUCCCCUGAGGGCACAGCCCUGGCUGUCCUGGAGGAGGUGGCCUCAGUGGAGAGCCGGCAGGACGUGGCCACCAAGUUGGUGAAGCUCUUCUUGGGCCAAGGGCUGGCUGUGCCCUUCCUGGUCUACCUCACCAGCCGUGAGCUGGCCAGGACCACCUCUGUGCCCUUCCAUCCCAACACCCUCUUCCGCUCCAACUCGCUGGCCUCCAAAUCCAUGGAGCAGUUCAUGAAGGUGGUGGGGCUGCCCUACCUGCACGAGGUGCUGAACCGCAUCUUUGAGGAGAAGAAAUAUGUGGAGCUGGACCCCGGCAAGAUGGAGCUGAGCCAGGGCAGGAGGAUCUGCUUCAAGGGGUCCCUGUCAGAGGCGCAGGUGUGGGAGAGCAGCCUGGAGCUGCUGAAGGGCUACCUGGGGGACAUCCUCGAUGCCACCGUGGGCUCGGUGGACAAGUGUCCCCUCGCUAUGAGGGUGGCCUUCCAGCAGCUCCGCAGGCGGGUGGAGCAGCGAUUCCCCUCAGCACAGCACGAGGAGGUGAGGUACUUCUCCACCAGUGGGUUCCUCUUCCUUCACUUCUUCAGUGCUCACGCAGAGCCCUGCACCGGCCCCACGCUCCUGCUGCUCGCCAAGGCUCUGCAGAGCAUCGGGAACCUGGGGCUGCAGCUGGGGCAGGGCAAGGAGCCGUGGAUGGCCCUGUUGAACGCCAUCCUCCUGCCCAGUGUCACCCGUGUCCGGGCCUUCCUGGAUGCCCUGGUCACCGUGGGUGAGCGGGGACACAGGGCAGGGAGGGGACAUUGCUGGUGCCGGGUCAGUGCCACCACCCUGGUGCUGCCAGGAGCACCCUCGGGCCGUGGGAGGGGGUGGCACUCGAGGUGACACCGCUCCCUCCCUAUCACAAUCACAGUGGGCGAGGUGGCAGCGCAGUGGCCGGGCCCCCCUGCCCGGGCCAGGCAGGUACGGGAGCCCUGGGGACACUUGGGGGACAUGGGGACCCGGGGUGGGGGCUGGCACAGGCUGGCAGAGCCCUGCGGGCACCACAGGGCACCGCUCCGGCUCCCUCCACGAGGGGACAGCAGAUACACGGGGACAGGGGACACGGGG
Molecule: messenger RNA, 1876 nt
Organism: Zonotrichia leucophrys gambelii
Lineage: Eukaryota; Metazoa; Chordata; Aves; Passeriformes; Passerellidae
Product: rasGAP-activating-like protein 1
Biological process (GO): regulation of GTPase activity
Source: RefSeq, a predicted model, not a curated record